GGAUAUCUAUUUCAUGGCACAUAUUUGGAUAGCUUACAAACUUUCAACUCUUUUAUGGAUCUAGACUCUAUAUCUAGAGUCUUAUUGAGAUUUAGUCUCUAGAUAGAUUUAAAAACCGUAUCACAAGCGAAAAACUAUAAUAGAUCAAUAUAGAUCUAGAUUUACACCGAUGGCGAUGAUUACCGUAUUCAUUGUGAUUGUUAUUCCUAUUGACGUAUUGUCUAAAUUUAAGCAUAUGAAUAUGAAACCAGUUACCGCGGUUUAUUUCUAACUUCGCCUUUCCGCCCCCAGCCUUUAAGUUAAAAUUACUUUCUCAACCCUUGUUGAUCAAUAUAUCGACUGUGGCUUGCGUAGUCAAGCUUUCGUAGUGUUGUAGUCAGCUUUCUUCGUGUUGAUGACUCAUGGAUUGUUAUUAUUUUUGUUUAUUUACAGUUAGAGUCUAGAUUAUUUUAUUUUAGAUACAUACCUUGAGAUUUGAAGAUUAUGAUCAAGUAUCUUUAAGAUUCACUUCUUGUAAAAUGAACAGUUCUUUUUUAAUUGAUUCUGGGCUUCAAGAACAGAACAUUUAGCUGUAAAGUCAUUGGUUUUUAUAAUUCUGGAGAAAUUUGCUUUGUGAAGAUGAAUGUUCUUGACAAACUGCGUCCAUCAAAAUCUUCCAAGAAUACAGAUCAGUCUGGACCUCCUAGUAAAGAAGAUAUUUUAAACACAUUGGAGAGCUUCACUAUCAACAAAUCCCUGGACAGACAUGAAAACAACAAUAAUUCUGACAGCAUAUCUCAUGGAUCACGCACAGAUGCCAAAUUUGACUUUGUUGAUAGCAGCCAACCAACAUCUUCUUCAGCCAGUAUGUCUCACUCGUAUAGCACAGAAUGGGAAAAGUUGUUCAAUACACCAGACAUGAUGAAGAAAUUAAAAGAGAAGUCAAUGGAAGGGGAACUAAGAAGCAGCAGAUUUAGAAGUUUAAUUUGGAAGCUUUUUCUAGAAGUUUUACCUCCUAGCAAGGAAGAGUGGGUGGAGAAGACAAAACAGAGUCGAAACAAAUUUGAAGAUUUAAAAAAUAAGCUCAUUGUUAAUCCGAGAAAAGCUGUGGAUUCUGUGGAUAUAACGUUAAAUAACCCACUGUCUCAAGAUGAAGAGAGUCCCUGGAAUAAAUUUUUCCAAGACAAUGAGCUGCGGUUGACUAUAAAGCAGGAUGUAAUAAGAACAACGUUUGGCAAACAUACUUGGAAAGAAUGCUAUCCAAAGAUUGAAUUCUUCCAAUCUAACCAGCUGAGGAAUCUUAUGGUCAACAUUCUCUUUAUUUUCGCCAAGGAAAACCCUGAACUCUCCUAUAGACAGGGAAUGCAUGAGUUGCUGGCGCCACUGAUAUUUGUUCUUCACUGUGAUCACCAAGCAUUCCUGCAUGCCUGUGAGAUAGAGUCUGUCAAUUACCUCUCUGUGAUGGCCAGGGACAUCAUCAAAGUUGUAAUGGAUCCCAAUUACCUGGAACAUGAUGCAUACACUAUGUUUUGUCAAGUCAUGGAGACUGUUGAGCCUUGGUAUCUGUCUCGGGACAUCUUCUACAACACAAAGACUGGUUCAAUGAGAAACUUGGAAAUGAUCAAUGCCACACCUUUCUCAAGGUCUCAGGACUUAAACCCAUCUAGUGUCAUCGUGACCAAGCUGACCAGAAUCCAAGACUACAUUUUGAAAAAGUUUGACCCUGAACUUCACCAACACUUGGAGCGUCUGGAGAUAGCACCACAGAUUUAUGGCAUACGGUGGCUUCGUUUGCUUUUUGGUCGUGAGUUUCCCAUGCAGGACCUCCUCAUGUUGUGGGAUGCCAUAUUUGGCGAUGGUAUUGGCUUUGAUCUUGUGGACUACAUUUUUGUGGCCAUGCUGCUGUAUAUCAAGGACAAUCUACUGACCAGUGACUAUGCCACUUGUCUGACUGUACUGAUGAAGUAUCCACAGGUCACUGAUGUUCACUACUUUGUGGUUAAAGCUAGAUGGCUGAGGGAACCUAAUCAGCAGCCUCGUCCCCCAGUGUACACACACCAGGGAAGUAUCAAGAUGAGCUCCAGCAUGGGGGAGAGCAGUGAGAGUAUCAGCAACAUCACCAGAGACACUGUCGCAACCACCCACCACCAUACUGGCCAAAAACGCCAGAACACAAGUCUAGGUGGUUUCUCCUCAUUCUCCCGUAAAUUCAGCCGACCCAGGACUUUGUCUGUGCCUAAGUCCUCCAGCGAGCCGAUGAACCUGCAGACAGAUAUUUCUCCUGAAACUGCCAACAAUCCUAUUGGCUCAACAGUAAGCUUGUCUCAAGUGGAAGAGUCUAUGUUUCGACCGUCAGCUGCAAGUAUGGCUAGAAUGGAUGCCACCAACCUGAGGUCUGCACAGUCUAGUCCUGGCCUACAUCCUUCCAGCAUCUUUCCAAUGACACCUGAUGAUGUUUCCAUCACCACUAGUCCACCAUUGCCAGGAGGCAAGUCAAGAGGCAGGCAGAAGAAAAUGACCAAAUCGGAAAGAGAACUUCAAGAUCAAAUCAGCCGUCUGCAAGGGGAACAAAAUGACAUGAACUCUAUGUGCAGAUACUGUGCUAGUAAACUAGAUGUCCACAUUGGUCGACUCCAGCAGGAGCUAUCUAAACAGAGUUUUGCAGUAGAUGAUGAUAUUAUGGUAUCUUUAGCAGGACUCAAACUGGUAAGAGAUAUUCUAAAUGGAACUCUCAAGUUUUCCCAGAAUAUCGCAGCUGAUGAAGAUGAAAUCCAGAUCAAUGAUGAGUACUAUGGAAAUCAAAAUGGAGAUAGAAGCAUUACUUCCCCUGAUUCUGAUAUUCUCCUGGGUGCCACUUCCUGUAUUGAUGAUGAUCUCAAGAUAUCUGGAAGUCAAAAGGCAAGGCUGUUCUACAUGAGCAGUGAGGAUGCUAGCUCUUUGGACUCAGGAUCUCCAUCAGUUCAGGGAAAAGUGAAAGGAGGUGGUGAUCAGGCUAUGGAUUACACAUUUACUGCUGACACUGACUUAAAUAUUCAAGAUAAAAAGUCCAUAGCAGACAAAAAUGCAAACACUCAGACAUCUAAUAGCAGUGGACAGUUUACCUCUAAGAUAAGAAGUUUAUUUAAGUCUGAGCCAUCUGGCUCAAAAAUGUCAACUUCUACCUCAGGAUCAGCAUCUGGAAACUUAGCCAGCCAGCCAUCAUCCUCAAUUGACACCAUGUCCUUCCAGAGUAGCCAGUCCCCAGAGAAAGCUAGGUCAGAUGAAAAGCAGCCUUUGAGGUCCAGCCAGACAGAGAGAGAGAUGAUGCCCUUUGACACUAGACCUCGAGCCUGCUCUAACCUCGAGACCCAGACCCAGUACUGGCCAGACUUUACUGCAGCUGUGUCAGCACCCUGGUACUCCAAGGAGAUGUAUCAUGGGGACAGGAAGGAUGGAAGGAAAAGAAGAGAGGAGCAUGUUGGCCGAGAGAGGUCCAAGAGUCAGCCUUCAACGUCAACACUGAUGUAUCGACAGGAUGAUGACAUGCAAGGACUGAAUCCACUGUACAGGCUACACUACCAAGACAACAUGGACCAUUAGAAAUGAACCUUUUUUUUUUUUUUUAAUUUAGCAUAAUUUAUGUGAGUAUCAGGAUUUUAGAAAAAUUAUUUUAUAUUCAUUAAUGUGAUCAAAAGAUGAUGUUUAAAUUUUAUUGACUAAAAAUGAAUUCAAUUUAUUUUGAUAACAAUGAUUGUUAUGAAAAUGUAUAUUACUCUUAUUUUAAAGUUUUGAGAAAGCUUAAGGUAAUCAUAUUUCUAAAGAGAUUCAAUGCUGCUAAUAUCAAAUUGUUAUUACGUUUAUUUUAAUCAAUGUAUUUAAUUCCAAUGAUUUUAAUGUUAGGUUUCCAUACUUUUGGGACCACUGACUCUUCAGGCAAAAUAUGAAAAUUAAUAAAUUUUUUUAGUUGUGAAAUUUAUUGAUGUUAAUGCAAAACUUGUCGUUGGGCUGUGUAUUGAGAUUUUGAUGUUGUAACAGUAAUUGUAAGCAGUCUAUAUUUAGAUUUGAUGUCAUACAAUGUUCAUAAACUGAGUAGCCAUGACAUAGACAUUUUGCUUACAUAAAUCCACACUGUUGUUUCUGCUCUAUAUGGUUGCAAUAUAUUAUUAUAAUUUAAAACUAGUAUCUUAUAUCCGGUGUCUAGUCGUAGUUUUAGAAAAGAAUGUGUAGUCUAGCUGACGCUUGUGAUUACAUUAUGUCUGAUGUGUGAAUGAUCAAUUUGGACACUGAUCAGGUAAUAAUAUGAGAGUUUGCUAAGGUGUUUCCCAAACCCAGUGGCAUUAACCUGAGACAUUGUAAAUGAAUUGGCCUAUACAAGUCUAAAUUCCAAUUGGUAUAGUAUAUAAAAAAUCAUUGAGACUCUUUUAAUGAAUAAUACCAGUGUUUUUUUGGCUAGAUAAUGCACAAGGGAAAUCUCAUUUAUAUCUUUUUGUGCUUUCUGUGCAGUAUAACAUCCUCUAGAUCAAUGCUGUCUAGUGGUUUUUUUUUACUCCACCUGAAUAGCUAGAUUACAUGGCAGUGGCGUAAUAUUAAUAUUUAAUGUAAACAAAUUUAGAACAUUCAUUUGGGGGCCCCCUUAAGUGGGAGGACUUUUGAAUUUUGACCCCCCACCCUAGCUACGCCCAAACCCACCACAAAAAUUUAAAAAAAAAAAUAUUUUGAAGAUUUCCUUCUAACUUUUCCCUGCUUUUAUUGUAAAAACAUAUUAUUCCAAGUCCAUGAAAGUAUAAAGACAACUUGCUGGUAUCAGAUCGAGUGAAACAAAACAACCAGGAAAGAAUGUUAAGAAAAAGUUAUAAAAGUUAAAAGUUCCCUUAAUGGGAAUUAGAAAUGAAUUCACAAUAUUUGUUAAAUCAUGUUUGAUUGAAUUGAUACAACAUACUUAGUAGUCUAAUACAAAAAAAAAAAGGAAAAACAUUCUAGAGGGAAACACAUUUGACAGAGCUAGGGGUCAUGACAUGACUUUCAUAACAUUUUGCAAUAUUUCCAUGCAUUUUAUUGACAUUAGAGAAAUAUGCAUUUAAAAUUAUAACAUUAUUGGUAUGAUAAACUUGAAUUUGCGAUUAAUUUUAUUAAUAUAUGAACAUUAAUAUAUAUAUAGGCCCCAUUAAUAAUAGUAUAUAUAUAUAUAUUUAUAUAUAUAUGUACAUAUAUGUCUGUAUGUUAAAUUUUGAGUAUUGGUGUGGGCUACAGAUAGAAAUCAUUAACGUAAAUACAGAAAAGGAUGUACAAGUUAUCAUAUAUUUUUCCUAUCAUUAUUUUUCAUCUGUUCCUAUCAUUAUUGGAAUCUACUUUUUGGUUGGUCUAGGAAAUCUUGGACCUAAACGAAGCUACUCAGUUGACCCAGUUUCAUAUUGGUUCCUCAACUGGUCAUUGCGCUGGCCAUAAAUUACCUCAUAUUGACAUAACCACAGAAACUUCAGCAUUUCAGAUCUUUAAUGCUUGAACAAUUUAAUAAAAAUAUUGAUUUUGUUUUGUUUUUUAUAAAAUCUUUUCUUACCUAAAGUAAAUAAAAUAAAGAACUAGAUCAACAUGGGCAUUUAUAUUUUUGAAAACUUGAAUUGUUUCUAACAUUAAUAACCGUGUAUCCAACUAUCAACGCCAAGCUUUUCCAAUAAAUUCUCUAGGAAAUAUGCUGAAUUUUAUAGCAAAAAAUUAUUGAGAUGUGCAGGGUAGUGAUUUGUCUGAUGAGAACAAGUUGUGUUUGAAACAAACAUUCACAGGGAUUAUCCAUACUUUGUGUCUGUAGUGUAAGUAGAAACUGUUUACAUAGGCAGAACUCGUAAUAGUACAAUCAACUGAAAGUAGAGGAGACUACAUAAAUGUAUUUAAUGUUCUUAGUGCCGUGUAGUUGUGACGUAGUUUACACCAGCCCUUACUGGAACAGAAAAAUUAUUUUGAUCUAUACAAGCUUUUAACAUAAUAAAUGUAUGUUAUUUUGAAAAUAUUUUAGCUUUGAUAUUCUGUAGCAAAGUAGUUUGUUAUAUGUUUUAUAUAAAUGCAAAUGUAUAUUUGUAUUUCUAAUGAUGAUUUAGCAUUGAAAAUGGUUAUGUUACUAAUAUUUCUGUGUAAAUAAUUUAUUGGAUAUCUAUGCCAAGGUCUUCUAAAGUUCUUUAUUUGUUUGAUGCAUUUCAUUUCGUCAAAAAGUUGUUUUUUUUAAAUACUGGCUGUUUUACUUUGAAACAAUUAUCUUGUACAGUUUCCAUGAUAUUUGGCUUGUGAUAUUUUGUUAGUUGUUGUUCACCCUGAUAGAUCAAACUGUAUCUAUAGAUAUGUAUGGUAAAUCUUCUAUUUGGUAUUGUGUUGACAGUGAGAGUUCUGUGCUUUGUUGGGCAGUACUGUUUUCAUCUAGUAAGUCAAUACAAUGUUAUCAUUACUGUUUCUGUAAUGUCAUUUAUUUAUCAAAUCAGAAAUUUCUAAGUUGAGUGAUUUUUUUUUUUUUUGGAAUUUUUGAUUACAUACACAUUUAGAAGUCAUUUUGCAAAGAAAUGUAAAGUGGUUAUUGUAUAGGAUGAUUUGGCAAUAUGCAUCUUCUUCUAUAUACAGAGUUAGGAUUUGCAUUGUGUGUGUAUAUAUAUAUAAUAAUAUAUAUAAUUAUUAUAUUAUUAUUAUUAUAAUUAAUAUUAUAUAUAUAUAAUAAUAAUAAUAAUCUUUAUUAUCCGUAAGGAAAUUUGUCUUACAAUUUGUGCAUUACACCAAACAAAAAACAUUAUAACUAUAAGAAACCAAAGUGUACAUUCACACCAGACACACUCAUAAUUUACAUGUGACAAAGUUUAUACCAGAUUGUUCUUAUUUAAUGAUUUGAUUGCCAGGGGAACAAAAGAGUGUUUGUGUCUGUUUGUCUUUGCUAUCGGUGUCUUGUAUCUCUUUUGUGAUAUAUUAAUAUAUAUAUAGUAGUAGUAGUAGUUAUUAAAUUGCAGUAACUGAUUACAUCAUUUUAAGUUCAGCAAAUUUGCAUUGAUAUACUUUUGUUACCUGGAAUAAUCCCUUUUUUUUUUCUUUUUUUUUCCAAUUGGAAAAUGAAAAGCAAAAAGUAUUGCUUUUUCACUAUUUAAAAAAAAAAUACCUCUCAAUAUUUUAAAGUGUCUAGCAAUUAAAUAAAAUACCUAAUAUUAAUAACAUAGAUUACCCAGAAAGACAAAGAUAAAGGUACAUUUCUUGUUUCCUUUGCUAGGACAAAUUUAUACUAAUACUCCUUCUUCCCUAGUGCUAUUAGAGGAUGGAAUGGGUUUCUUGAGUCAGCCAGAAAAAAACAAUGACUUGGCAAGGUUCAAGUUAUUGAUUAACAUGUAUGACUAGCUUGACCAAGGGACACGCAUAAGACAUAAUCAUCUUCGUUUUGAAGUAAACAUCUGUAUUUUAUAAGGUAAAGGAUGAUUUUAUGCUAGCAUGAUCAGGGAAGAUAAUUCUGUGUAUAAUUGUGAUAGAAUGAUUUUAUCAUUUUAAGAUUUUCUGUAUAUAAUGAUUAAUUUAUACCUUUGAUGUGAUUGAAGCAAGGUGAUUUAAAACUAAUUUAUUAUUACGUUGAUUUGUGAAAGAUUAUUUUAUUAAAUCAUUGUUCAAGCAAAAGCUUUUGGCUGUAAUUAAACAAGCAUAAUGUCAUAAAGUAUUUGCAGACAUCCAUAGUCCUUAAACUGAAAUAAGACCGUUUUGAAAAAAAGCAAAGACAUGAUAGAGAACUUACAAAAUGUGACUUGAUAUUGUCAUACAGUCUUAUAAUUUUCAGCUGACAAAACAUAUUUGAUUUCUAUUUGAGUCUACUUACAGUGUGCUUAUAGUUGUAUGAUUGCAUAUCUUAUAAUUAAUUUAAAUGUGUUCAUCUGGCCUAUAUUUUUUAUGUGCAAUGGUUUUAUUUCCAAUAUAAACUGUUUGUUUCAUAGAAUUACCAAUGGUUGGUUUUAAAUAUUUGUUUAAAAAAAAAAUGAUUUUUUUUAAUGAAAAAUUUAAUUUUAUAGUACACCCUAGAGAUUUAUUUUGCAUGAUACUUGAGAUUACAAAGGUGCUUGGGUUACAUAAUUUCUAUUAGGGUUGCACCACUCUGGCUCUGGGCGGAUAUCUGGCUGUUUUUUUACAAUCCAACUGUUUUUCCCUAUCUGGCCUCUGGUUGGAUAUCAUUGCAGACUAGUUAGCCAGAUAGGCAAAACUAAACUUUAGUGCCUACAUUUAUAUUAAUAAAUAUAAAGUGGACAUGGUUUAAUUAAUAUGUUAUGGUAUUCAUUCGCAUAAAUUUAUCAAUAAUAUAUUUUUAUAAAAAUAAAAAUUCGAUUUCUAUGAUUUAUAUCUAUUUAAAGAAAAUAUUGUUCUUAAAAAUAUAUGAAUAUGCGUCAAAUAUUUACUAUUACCAUAAGCACCUUGCAGCAAGCAAUGCAACUCUCUGAUAGAGCCUGUGAUGCUGCUGAUCCCAAACUGUAUUGAACAUAUCAGCUGCAUCCUGAGAGGGAACUUCUGUGUGGACGACAUCCUUCACACCGUAGCUAAUCUGCUGGCAUUCAUCUUAUAGAACCAUAGUCCAAUCCAAUUGAUAAUAAUAAAUAAUAGGUAGGAGACAAAAUAUAAUACAAAUAAUAUUAACAUAAGUGUCUUAUUUACAGUAACACUAUCUAUUUAUAAGAUACUUAGCAAUGGUAUUUGGCUCUGACUGGAUGUAGUAUUUUACUAUCUGGCCAAACCCAGCUUCAGCCUAACAUCAAGAAGUCCUGGUGCACUCCUACUUUCUAUAAGAUAAGGCUAAAUCUACAUUAAAACCUAAAAACAGUACAGUAUUAUUUUCAAUUUAAUUUUUUUUUCUACUGUAUUUUGUCUUAUACUCUUGUAAAUUAUUACAUAAUAAUUGUUUUAAAUGCUAGACAAGCUAGGAACAAUUUAUUUGUGUUGGUAGAAUUGUAAAGAAAGAAUGUACAUGCCUAGUGCUGGAAAAUUAUUUUUAUAUUUAAUUUAUACUUUCAUUUUUGUUAUUUCUAUUAAGCAGUUACUUUUGUUGGUUUUGUUACAAAACUUAAAAAAUAGAAAAAUUAGCUCUCAAAAUAGAUGACUUGUUGCCUUUGGAAAUGUACGCUAUAAGUCAUCACACUUUUGUGCUUUCAAAUGCACUGUCAUUUACUUCCUAAUCUCAUGUUGUUGUUUUUUUAGUUUUAUCAUCUUUUCACCUCUUUUUAUUGCUUUUAUAUACUUCGUAAAGGAAAAGGAACUAGAUUGAGGAGCUUGGCAACAUGAAUAAUUUAAAUAUAUAUGCACAUAUAUUUGUUUUAAGGUAACAGAAGAUCGCAUUCUAGAAGAGAAGAUAAUUAGUGCAGUAGGUAAUUAGUUGCUUAGCUUUUUUACCCAUCAUUGAAGCUACUAAUUCAGGCCACACUUUUUAACUAUUAUUUCUACUUUAGAUUCUCCUGCGCUGUUCAGCGCACUGAGCGGCAAGCUGUCUCCUUAGAAAUUGUUCUCAGCAAUGUCUACAACCUAUUUUAGUUACCAAAAAAAUUCAUUAUUCAUAAUUCACCAUAGAACUAGAUAUAUGAUUUCAUUAUGUUUUCCAUUAUGUUGUCUUUUUUCCCUGGUGCCAUUAUUUUAUAACUGAAUGUUUGUUAAUUGUGGAUGUUGUAUUGAGGUCUUUGCGACAUGAUUGUAAUGUCUUUAUAUGAUUUCUUUUCCUGUUUUGCUCAAAUUAUAACUCUUCUUUAAGAAACAAAUAUAUUGUAAAAUAAAAAAAAACAUUUAGAAAUCAUU
This is a messenger RNA of Biomphalaria glabrata, 9735 nucleotides long. RefSeq names its product TBC1 domain family member 5-like. The record is from RefSeq and is a predicted model, not a curated record. The transcript is spliced from 25 exons. Bases 619 to 3558 code for a protein of 979 amino acids. Gene Ontology annotation, biological process: activation of GTPase activity. Lineage: Eukaryota; Metazoa; Mollusca; Gastropoda; Planorbidae. Gene Ontology annotation, molecular function: GTPase activator activity.